Molecule: messenger RNA, 5125 nt
Organism: Tyto alba (common barn owl)
Lineage: Eukaryota; Metazoa; Chordata; Aves; Strigiformes; Tytonidae
Product: cytosolic carboxypeptidase 3
Exons: 13
Coding region: 572-2557 (661 amino acids)
Biological process (GO): proteolysis
Molecular function (GO): metallocarboxypeptidase activity; zinc ion binding
Source: RefSeq, a predicted model, not a curated record
UGUGCAGGGUGGGAGGGUUACCUCAGGGCAGCUCCUCCUUCAGAGGCCGCAGGGCAGCUAUUGCCCGUUAACAGAGCGGGACAAAAAGCGUUGCCCUUGUAAACGCCCAGGGUUUAUCAUUACUGUAUUUACUUCACGACAAUGUUUUAUGCUGCUUGCGUAGACUCAAAGGUCUACGAUUGACGCGUAACAGAAGGAAAACGCCUGCUCUGCCCACGCCAGCCGAAGCACCAGCCGGCGCAGGGAAAGCGGCUGCGCAGCUCCGGCGGCCCCGCAGGUCAGGCCUUUCCGCGGCGCCUGGGCCCCCCGCCCCGCCGGCCCGCGACAGGGGCUAACACAGGGCCCGCUGCCCCCACACCCCCCGCCCGCACCCGCCCCAACGGCCGCGGGCGCGGCCCUCGCCGAACUCUCGCGAGAGCGGGGCGGAGGCGGUUGCGGCGGCCGGUUCUGCCGCCGGCAGCCCGGGGCGGCCGGGCCCGCUCGGCUCCGGGGCGGCGGGUGCUCGCUCUGGCGGAGGCGGGCAGCCGCCCCUCGGGGCCCGGGGUCACGGCGGUACCGCCGCGUCGCCGGGAUGCUUAGUCCCGCCGCCCGGGCCCCUCCGCGGCGGCGGGCAGCGGAGCGGGACGGGACGGGACGGGGAGAAGAGCCUCGCCGUCAGGGAGGAAGGCAGCUCUAUUCCGUUUGUGCUCAUCUUUUUCCAAGGGCAAAACAGAAUCUGUUAUCAUCUGACUCAGAGGCAGUGGUACCCCAACCUCGGGAGCCUCAGAAUCUGGAUGACUCGUCACCUGUGGGUCAGUUUUCCAUGAUGUACUGGCCACACCAAUGUGAAGUUGUCAGAGACAGAAUUGAGCACAUUGAUUGGAUACCCACUACCCCUGAACCAUUGUACACUCCAACAGGUUGGGAGAUGAUGCCACCAUACCAAACUCCUGACAAAGGCACUGUGAUUUAUCUAGAAAAAGCUAACAAAACCCCCUGCUUUACGUAUUCCCAAGUGAGAGGUCUCUGCCCCCUGACGCAAAUCCUCCAUCAGAAAGGGGACAACACACUGAUCUUUGAAGCACGGUUUGAGAGUGGGAAUUUGCAGAAGGUAGUCAAAGUCAGUGAAUUUGAGUACCAGCUGACCCUGCACACCGACCUCUACACAAGCAGACACACACAGUGGUACUACUUCCGAGUUAGCAAUACACAGGCAGGGGUGCCGUAUCGCUUCACUAUUGUCAACUUCACCAAGCGUAACAGCCUGUAUAAACGUGGCUUGCGGCCACUGUUGUACUCGGAAGCCGAUGCUGAGAAACACAAGGUUGGCUGGCGAAGGACUGGAAAUGAAAUCAAGUAUUACAAAAACAAUGUGGGCCAAGGGAGACGUCAGUAUUUCUCGCUCACUUGGACGUUCCAGUUCCCUCAUGACCAAGACACCUGCUACUUUGCCCACUGCUAUCCUUAUACCUACUCCAACUUGCAGGAGUACCUGGUGGCCAUCUCUAAAGAUCCAGUGAAGUCCAAAUUCUGCAAGAGGCACAUCUUGUGCCAUUCACUGGCAGGAAACACAGUGUAUGUUUUGACUAUCACCAACCCCACCAAAAGUGGCAGGGGCACCAAGAAGGCGGCUGUGAUACUAACCGCAAGGGUGCAUCCAGGAGAAACUAACAGUUCCUGGAUAAUGAAGGGCUUCCUGGAUUACAUUCUUGGCGAUUCAGACAAAGCUCAACUCCUGCGGGAAAAUUUUUUCUUCAAAGUGGUACCCAUGUUGAAUCCAGAUGGUGUGAUUGUGGGAAAUCACCGCUGCUCUUUAACAGGUCAGGACUUGAAUCGCAAAUACAGAUCUAACAUGAAGGAAUUUUAUCCUUCCAUCUGGUAUACCCGAAACAUGAUCAAAAGAGUGAUGGUGGAACGUGAUGUUUUCCUGUAUUGUGACAUCCAUGGUCACAACAGGAAACAAAAUGUCUUCAUGUAUGGUUGUGAGGGAAAGCAUCAAGCAAAAGCACCAUCCAUGCAUCCACGUGUCUUCCCACUCUUGCUGAGCAGGAGCUGCCCAGAUAAGUUCUCAUUCCCAGACUGCCGUUUCAGAGUACGGAAGAGCAAAGAAGGCACAGGUCGAGUGGUAAUGUGGAAAAUGGGCAUCAACAACAGCUACACUUUGGAAGCCUCUAUCUGUGGCUCUAAGUUGGGCUGCAGACAAAGCACCCACUUUGAUAUGAAAGACUUGGAGUCAAUAGGACAGCAUUUCUGUGAUGCUCUCUUGAACUGCUGUGUUCAUAACAAGGAGGGACAUGAGAAAAUAGUGAAACAGCAAACCAGGGUGAACUCCAAGGUCCUGAAUUCUGAUGUGUUAGACUGGGAUUCCAGCAGCGAAACUUCUGACAGCCCAGUCUCCUGUGAUCUUGCUGCAUACCAGCUAAAACGAGGCACCAAGAAAAAAAACAAAACAUCAGGAAAACAGUUUCACGGCAUUGCUAAGAACAGAAGUCAUGAAAGCAAAAAUACUCAAGGCACUGAAACUCAACAUAAGAUAUUUCAGGUACUUGACCCAGUGAAAAAAGUACAGACAAAAUGAAAGAAGCAAAUGUGGAGGCUGAGGAAACAGAACUGGUGGACUUGUGUCAUUGCAAGCACAAGGAAAUCCGGGAAAGAUUUAGGUGUCAAAGUGAACAAGCAGCUCAACAUGAGUUCUCUUCAUAGUGCGCCAGAAGGACAAACACAGUUUUUGCCUAUGUGAAAAUAGGAGGGAAAAGCUAUCUUGAUUUGUAGAACUUCGUUUAGACUACUACUGAAUUACUUUGACUACUUCUGGUGUCAUCAUUACUUUAAAGAAUUUUUUUCAGAAGAAGAAUGCAAACGAGGACCCCUCAAAGUAUGUGAGAACUGGAGACAACCUCUUAUUGUGACACUUAAGAGUGUUCAGCCACUUCAUAAUGAAAUGGGACUUUAUGGGAUGAAAAUUGUCACCUAAAAUAUGACAAUGUUCUUCACUAGAGUAGCUGAAAGUAGCAGAGAUAGCUUCAGUUCAUCAAAAAAAAAGCAUGAGAAGCUGUGACUGCAGUUGAUAACAGUCAAAUUUGCAUUAGAAAUCAGAGGUGCAUGUUUUGGCAGGGAAUCAGAGCACCCAUUAGUGCAAACUCCAGGAGAUGUAGUGGGUUCUCUGUCCUGCUUCAGUCAAACACACAGUCUACACCAGGGCCCACAGAAAACUGAAUGAAAUUGCUAGCCUGUGUUUCAUAAUAGGCAAAACGAGUAUUGAAAUGAUCUGUGGUUCUUUCAGGCCUUAAAAGCCUGGUUUUCAUAAACUUACAAUUUUAAUGUUUCACAUUAAAACAGAAUAGGAUUCUUACAGGGAUGUAGAGUUUAUUCAAUCCAAGAGUUUAAGGUAGAGUUUUUGGUAGAGUUUUAAUAGAAAACAUUGCUGUGGACAGAGUACAGAAAAGGAAUAGAAUUUUUUAUGCUUAGUGUCAAACUUUGUGGCUUCACAGAUACCCACAAAGCCAUGAAACAGCCCACUAUCAAGCAUAGAAAAUCAACAAGUUAAUCUAUGAAGAAAGUACCAAAGUGAAAUGUCCUGAAUAGAAAGCUACCUGUCCUCAUCCCACAGUGCCAUAAGUCAGUAUUAAUUGAUUUUAGCCAUUAUUACAAUUUUUAUUUAUUCAAAUAAACACCUCCUGAGCAGUGUUAAUUACAGCAUUGUGUCACUUUUCUUAGAUUCUUACAGCUCACAUUAUUGGCAACAUUUUGCAAAACCAAUAGUACGUUUCUCUUCAGCUCUGACAUCUCCUACACGGUUAAACAAGCUUCAUGAAAUAUUCCAAGAAUUGCAACAAGAAAAAAAAAAAAAAGGAUUCUUCUCAUUGAUAUAAAAGCUUUAAAAUCAUUUCCAGAUGUCAUGUCAGCAAAUUAUACAGAACAGUACUUCAGUCGAUGUUUUCAUGAGCAGAGAUCUAGAAUUCCUCAGUGAGGACUGGAUGAGAAAUAUUAAAGCAAUCAUACAUACUAUCUGUGGUUUAAUAUAAAUCUGUGAGUUUUAUAGAUUCAUAGGGAGCUAUGAUAAAUCAGCUAAACAGUAGAAUGUGAGAACAUAUUACUUAUUCUCUGCCUACAUUAAGGAUACUGGAAUUUAUUCUCAGGAUGAUCCUUAUUCAUGUCAUUUUCACACUUCAGGUGCUGAAAAUCUAACGAUGUCGUGCUGUAGUAGUGUGUUUUAGUAAUGACCUUGUGCUUGGAUCUAAAUUCCUGUCUUGUUUUUCUCAGACAUGCACCCAGAGCUAUGCUACCUUAUGACUGCUUUGGUUUUGUCUUGGAGAACUUAGCCAGAAGAAAUUAAAACAAAGUAGUGUGGUAGCUAGAAAACUAACGUAUUAAUAUUUGGUUUGUGAAAGGGUUUGUAGGAAGAAUGUGCCUGUGAUAGGAGAGGACUGGAUUCAUUGAUUCACAGGAGCGUAUCCCAUGUUCUUAAUGUAUUUCUUAAAACUGUGUAAAUAUAACUGGAAGGUUUUCCUGUGUUUUGCCUUCCCUCCUUUAUUUUGGCCAGGAAGGUUGAAUAUUACUAAUGACAUUCAGUAUCAACUGCACAAAGAACCUAUUCGCUUAGAAUAAAAGGAGCUUCAGAACGUUGUAAAUAUUAUUCAUGGCCGAGGGACAUGCCUCCCCGUACACUGUCAGACCUGGUUCAUCUCACCCGUUAAUCAUGGAUUAAAGGCAGCUGCAGGCAGCUGGGGCCGCGGCCGGCCGGGAAGAUGCGUCUGCCGGCUCGGGUCAUGCUGAGAGGGAGGCCGGGGGCCGGGGCUGCGGCGGUGGUUUGGCCGCUUGAGGAGAUGUGGUCGUCACCUGCCGUCAGCGCUGGGGCUGUCCCACCUGCCGACGUGCCGGAGAUCUGUGUCUUGAGAAAGAAGAUACGUGAGCCGCGUGCACAAGGAAGGGAGAGAUUAAGUUAAAAGUGAGUCCUCCUCUGCCAGCCUGGAAGUCUGGGCACAAAUCAUUCCAGCUGUAAUUGGCUUCUGAGGGACAGGCAGUCCAGUUAAAUACAGUUUAAACACAGUUUUAGGUAAUUGUACAGUUGAGUACAUUUAAGUGUUACGACCGAUGAGGGCUUGGCUGCCAAAGAGGAGAUUAAUAAAGAAUGCAUUUUUUAAUA